This is a messenger RNA of Cricetulus griseus (Chinese hamster), 809 nucleotides long. The record is from RefSeq and is a predicted model, not a curated record. NCBI's taxonomy places the organism in Eukaryota, Metazoa, Chordata, Mammalia, Rodentia, Cricetidae.
GCCAGACUAGUUGUCUCUGGAGUGCCUGAAGCAAGGAUGGAUCAAGAGACUGUGGGCAAUGUUGUGCUCUUGGUCAUUGUCACCCUCAUCAGCGUGGUCCAGAACGCAUUCUUCGCCCACAAGGUGGAACAUGAAAGCAAGAUGCAGAAUGGGAGAAGCUUCCAGAGGACUGGGACUCUUGCCUUUGAGCGGGUCUACACUGCCAACCAGAACUGCGUAGAUGCAUACCCCACUUUCCUUGUGGUACUCUGGACUGCGGGACUACUUUGCAGCCAAGUUCCUGCCGCCUUCGCGGGACUGAUGUAUUUGCUUGUGAGGCAAAAGUACUUUGUCGGCUAUCUGGGAGAGAGAACUCAGAGUACUCCCGGCUACAUAUUCGGCAAGCGGAUCAUCUCAUUUCUGUUUCUCAUGUCCCUUGCUGGGGUACUCAACCAUUACCUCAUCUUCUUCUUCGGGAGCGACUUUGAGAACUACAUAAGAACUGUAACCACCACAAUUUCCCCUCUGCUUCUCAUCCCCUGAUGGCUGGAUACAGAGUGGGCCGAUCACCGAUCAAUAGAGAGGCAUUAUAAUUCAACCCUCUGAAGGUCUCUGCUCCUCCUCAGCUGUAGAUGUUGUAAAUCUAGUGGCCCUCUGGGCUCCACAGCAUCAGUUAACCUUGCUUUUCCGGGAAGAAAAUAAUUUUGUGUCAGCUCCGCCCCUUGAACAUGGCAGUGGCCCGGGAAUUAUUGUCUAGCUCCAUCCUGCCCUUCUCCUGGCUUGUUGUGCUCUCUGAAGGUGUCUUGUGACCAGACGUGUGUUUUCCUAAA